UUUCUUGUGACAAAAGUCCAGGAUGCCAGAGCGUAACCCUGCAUCCUUUAAAUAUAUUAAGGAUAUACCAUAUCAACCAGAAAGAUUCUCACAAUUCAACCUGAAUAUCAGACAACACCCUGAACAAGCCAGAUUAAGCACAGGAAAUGAAAGGGAACGACGAGUCAUCGAACCUCCUCCAAUUGUGCAAAUAAGCUUGAAUGGUGUUUCAGCUGAAAACGAAGGCAACUGGCUACAAAGUCCAAACUACUUUAUGUGUGCUAACUUGGUGCAUCCAACGAACGAUUCAAAAGUCUAUACACCGCACCAUCCCGCCUUAGCCGGUCAAGUGGUAUCGGCCAUGUAUAAGUUGAAAGACAUCGACAAUCAAGAUGGCGCUUAUUGUGUCUUCGGAGACUUAUCAGUCAAAGCAGAAGGCGAGUUUCGUCUCAAGUUUACUCUGUUUAAAAUUCAAGACGCCAAGGUCAUCAACGUUAUGUCUAUCAUAUCCUCUCCAUUUAUGAUAUAUACUGCAAAGGCUUAUCCAGGUGCCAUGGAGCCAACUUUCUUGUCUCGUUCUUUCUAUGAUCAAGGAGCUCGCAUUCGUAUUCGUAAAGAAAAUAGUCUGCAAACGUCAAAUAAACGAAAAGCACAAUGUGAAGUAGCCAGCAAUCGUCAAAACAGGCAUAGACAGUCGGGUCAGGACAGUCCCCAUUACAUGCAUUCCUCGCCCUCCGUAUCUCCGCCUCUGUCGCACGGCUCUCCAACAGAAGCUUUCAGCCCUAGUCUAUUCCCUACCAUCACCUCGUCUGGCAGCCCACAUUCAAGCCAUGGUAGUGCCAGAGCCAGUGAUGGCUGGCAUCCAACCAUAGGCACUCCCACGUCUGCACCACUGUCGCCAUUUCCUUCUCCUCCACUCUGUACGUUGAAAGAGAUAACCUCAACUGGCCAUUAUCCUCGACACGAAUUGCCAAUACUACCGCCGUUGAGAAAUUUGCCUCAUGGUCAUGUAUUGCCACCACCCGGAUUGCUUUCACUUUCUGAAACAGUCCAUCAUUCUAGACGUAUGGCUUGAACAUAUUCAAUCUGUCUUUCUUGUAUCAUAUUUUUUCUCCCCUCUCUAGGGUUACAACAUGUAGCCCUGUCAUUUUUUUGUACAUGAAAAUGUCUAUACGCUCGGAUAUACCCGUAUAUAGAAAAAAUCAACAAAAACGUUUAAAUUGCAGCACAACAGCGAUUGUUCAAUGGCCCAACAA
Umbelopsis ramanniana AG is the source of this 1235-nucleotide messenger RNA. RefSeq lists its product as uncharacterized. Lineage: Eukaryota; Fungi; Mucoromycota; Umbelopsidomycetes; Umbelopsidales; Umbelopsidaceae. Bases 23 to 1054 code for a protein of 343 amino acids. The transcript has 7 exons. The record is from RefSeq and is a predicted model, not a curated record.